UACUAAUGUCUAAAGGCAAAUGGACACAUGGCAUGAUGUGGAGACACUAUGUGACUGCAUCAACCUUUUCAGUACUUGAGGUUGUCUUGCUAGGUGCUGGCACGGUAGCCGUUCACAGCACAGGUGGCAAGCCCAUCAAAAUUUCAGCGGGAAUUUUCUAGUUCUAUUUAAAAUAGGAGUGUAGAUAAAGAGAAUCACUGGCCUGCAGCACAUAAAAUGGUCAAUGCACCAACCAAGGAAGACGCACCCGGCUGAAUUAAAUACUACAAUUAACAAUUACAAAUAGGUGCGCAUAGGAGAAAAAGAAAGAGUGACGGAAAACAGAACAGACCAAUACAGGAAAUAAUACAAAAUAAGAGCAUGAAAGCAGGAACUAAGGCUUACAAAGUGAAACAAAACAAAACUGUUGUGAAUUGUGACAGAUUUGUCCCAAAAGUGGUCCAAAAUGUUAUACCAGUAGAGGAAGCUAAAGAUGUGUUCCUUAUGUCUGCUUUUGGUUCUAUUUUUCCCGUUUUUGUUGAUUUUUUUAAUGUAAAUUUGCUAGUGAGUAAAUGUCAAUUGUAUGGUACAACGUUAUGUAGGCUAGACUUGGUUGCUUCCAUCCAAGUCCUAUUCUGAGACGCAUCAGUGGUGCUAAAUGGACCUUUUACUUCUACAGCAGGUGCUUAUGCUAAGUGCCUUGGAAUGUGUCCUGAUUUUACUUUGUGGUAUGAGAAGGAUUUCACCUUUGUACAAACCACUCUCAUUCACUCACACGUUCCAAUGAAAUCGAGUGUGUGCAAACUAGUCAAAACAUCGUACAGACACAUGUGAUGCAGGACACUUUUGAACAAGGUGGUAUGUACAGUACAGUAUCUCUGAUCCUUAGUGAAGAAAAAUGUUUCCCAACUUUCCGAAAUCAGUAUGAUGUCUAUGCAUCUGUCCAUCAUGCUCAUAAAGUAAAAAAAUAACUGACGUUUGCAAACCAAGCUCAGAGUUAGCGUUGUUGAGUGACAUCUGAUGAUUCCCCCUCCGGGAUCCUAGUAACGUAUCUCUUUCUUUGUGCCAUACGUGUUGACGCCCAUAGACCGAGAAUAGAUCCCAAGGGUCGCGGUGGUGAAUGACUUUACACAAAAUGUGACACACACACACACACAAAGUGUAGCCAAGAACACUCCAUUAAGCUGCAACCAAAGCUGUAAGCAGUACGCCGCAGGGGGAUUUGUUUGUGUGAGCGUAACCACCGCAUGAGGGCAUGCAUGUCGUCCGACUCGGGGGUCAUCAGGGCAACAUUCCCACUGUGCUGUAGAGGGAUCCUUUUCUACCUUUCCAAGUGUAAUGUCUUAAAUCAACAUGUUCUUAGUGUUAUUGAGAAGGCCUGCAUUUAAACUCUGAUGAUUCAUGAGAAUGACAUGCAGUGAUGUGCGAGUUUGAAGGGGAGUUAGUUAAGCUAUGCUAGCUAUGAAGGUCGUCUAUUAUGGAGAUUUUUGGGGGUAUAUAAUAACAUGUUUUUCCUCUCUAACAAUGAAUACUGGUAUUUUCAUAGUAAAACUUUGGAGCACGUCUGGCACCCACAUUAAAAAAAAACUGGUCACAACAUUAGGUACACUUACACAGUAGCACAAGAGCGGCAUCAAGCAUCCUGCAUGCUUGACUGGAAUCAGCGUGCGACAAUAUUACACCCCUCUCGGUAUGUCUUAAACUUCAUAAUGUACACGGUGCAUUUAACAAGACAGUUGCUGACAGUGUUUUUUGCUUUGGCUGCUGAUAUAAAGUCAGUUGGAAAACUGCUUGUCGUACUGAAGGCGGCGCUUUUGAGAAAAAUAUACUCAACAACGCUGACUAUUAAUUAUUGAUCAUUUCCCUUUUUGCCGUGUUUGCAUGAAUCACCAACUUCUCACAUCUCGUUAAAAAUGAUUAAAGAAUAAGAAAUAUAGCAACUUCUGAUCAAUCUAUGUGAAUUUCAGACUUAAAAUAAUCUUCAAGAUAAUCUAUUUUUGCCAAACCGUCUUUUUAAUAUUUUUUUUCAUGUAUGAAAAACGCUUUAUAAAUAAAGUUGUAUUUGAUUCCUGCCAUAGUAGUCUUUAUUGAGGCAAAGCAAUGCAGCCCAUCUUAUUAUUUCUCAUACGUUUUGUAUUAUUAUUAUUAUUAUUAUUGUCAAGUGACAUCACAGAAGUGAGGACGUUUCACCCUAAAUAUAUCGGGAUAUGAGUUUUUGGUCCAUAUCGCAAAAAAAACUCUAUACAUGAACAUCACCGCAUAUUGAUUUGCAAUGCUAAUUCUAUGCGGUAUCAUGCAUGGAACUGCACACAUUAAUUUAAAUGCAGUAUUUGUCCCUGCAUAAUAGCACAUCACCAUGUACUAGCUACUAAAGCCUUCACUGGGUGCAUUCACAACAAAAUAUAACUAUGUUCCAACAGCGUGCAUGUAUGUGUGUGUUGGUAUGAGAGUAAGCACAAGUGCCCUUUGGAGAGACAGUUUGUAAUCAGUUGUCAAAGUGUCAGAUGUUCUCAUUGUAGCUACUGAGAGUUGAGCUAUGUGCUGGGCAGGGGGAAAGCUCUCAGGUCCACCGGCAUGUUCAUCCAAGCAGCAGGAGUGGAUGUGAAGAACAUACAGCACAGGCACUGUUGGCUUCCAUAUACUCUUUCUGCCACAAGGUUUGUGAUCUCUCUCAGGUAAGACACAUGGUUUGACUUUGCAGUUUAGAAUUUAUAUCUUGCAGGUAAAAGCAGCGAAUAAUAAGUAAGGUAUUUUUAGUGCUUUGCUGUUGUUUUCUCGUUGAAUUUCUCCAUGACAUAUAUAAAUACCUGUAUAAUUAUCCAUUAAAUGUACUGCAAAAAAGGUCAGUAAGGAUAAUUGAUAAUGCCUACAGAGAACAUACUAACUCCUUAUUUCUAAAAUCGCAAAUACUUAAACUUGCUGAUAUAGUUCAUCUUCAAACAGCUAAAAUAAUGCAUAAGGCUAAAAAUAACCAAUUACCUAAAAGAGAAGAAAUAUGAUCUCAGGGAAGAACUACAUUUGAAACACUUAUAUGCUAGGACUACGUUAAAAAGCCAUAGCAUUUCAGUAUGUGGAAACAAACUAUGGAAUGGAUUGAGUAAGGAAGUCAAACAAUGCACAACGAUGAGCCAAUUCAAGAAACAAUACAAGCAGUUGAUGUUUGCUAAAUACAAGGAUGAAGAGUGUUGAACCAGUCAUGAUGUGCUAUAUAUAUCACUAUAUUGACACUUACUAUGGUACCCAUUAUGUCAUUGUAUAGUCAUAUCACCUCGUACUUCGGUACGGGACAAAAAAUAAAAUAAUUUUUUUUUUAAAAACCUUAAACUAUAUUAGGAAAGCAGGAAGUGAACAAAUGUAACAGUUACUGAUUGUUAAAGUACCAGAUGGAGGGGUAGGAUACUGCACAGUACAAUAAAUGUUUUAAUAACAGUUUUGUUUUAAUGACAUGUUAGCAUGUCAAUGUAAACAGAUAUUAUACAAUUAUAUGUUGUAAGUCGUAAAAACAUUUAUAAGUCACAAUGUUCUUUGUCACUGUUUUCCAUUCCAAUGCUUCGGGCCCGCAUUUCCUGUUGAAUUCUGAGAUGUUCAACAACAAAAUUUUGCAUGAAGUAAUGUGCUUAAAUUAGAUACGUAUUUUUUUUUAGAAUUUUUUUUUACUUUUUCUGAUGAAUUGUUGGCUACAAAAAAUGCAGUUCUCCUGUAAUGUUCAAAUGUUUAAAUUGUUUUUGUUUUCUUUUUUGUAAGCUGAGCUAGCAAUGAUUGAUUUAGGCCUGGCUGACAGCAGCCUGAUUGAUGAGCUGAUUGAGCUGACGGCCCAGAGCCUCGGUAAACUGGAGAUCCAAGAACACUUCAACGUCAUCAAGGAGAUCGGCCGAGGAAAGUAUGGCAAAGUGCUGCUGGUCACACAUCGCUUCAGAGGGACUCCAAUGGCCUUGAAAGUAAUGCCCAAGACUUCAACAAAGCUACAGGGUUUCCUGCGAGAGUACUGUAUCUCCUUGCAUCUGUCGUGCCACCCCUGCAUUGUGGGCCUCUUUGGCAUCGCCUUCCAGUCAAAUGAACACUACUGCUUUGCCCAGGAGCUCGUCAUUGGGCGGGACCUGUUUGCUGUCAUUCAGCCUAAGGUGGGCAUCCCUGAGUCCUCCGUUAAACGUUGUGUCCUCCAGAUUGCCAGCGCUUUGGAGUUCAUCCAUAGCCGGGGCCUUGUCCACCGAGACGUCAAACCUGAGAACAUCCUUCUGCUGGAUCAUCACUGCAGCCAGGUCAAGCUGGCAGACUUUGGCCUGGCCCAGAAGAAGGGCACUCUGAUCAGCUACAUUACAGGGACCCUUCCUUACAUGGCCCCUGAGCUUUGCACCGUUGCUUUACUGGAGGGCCAGAAAGAAGUCACCGCUCCUCCGCUGAGUGUGGAACCAAGUCUGGACACAUGGGCUUUUGGGGUGGUUAUAUUCUGCAUCCUCACGGGAUACUUCCCAUGGGACCGUUGCUUGGACUCAGAUGACUUCUAUAAGGAGUUUGUUGACUGGUCCAAUUUGGGAGACAGUGCCAACGCAGAGGAUGACAUUCCACCUCUGUGGAAAAGGUUCACUCCAGAAGCCAUGGAGUUAUUUGGAAAACUCUUGGCUCUGGACGCAGAAAAGAGGUCUACUGUUGGGGAGGUGAGAGAAUAUAUGGAGAAGGCCUGGCUUAAAACGGAACAUGGGAUGGAGCAGCUUCAGACAGAAGAGAAAGAAUAAUUUUGGACCUAAAAGAAGAUGAUGAGCGAGUAGACCACUAUCUGAUCUGUAUCUGUUCAACCCUCUAAAUUGUAUCCUUACUCAGAGUUAAAGCUGUAGAAGUUGCUAUAUGUAUUUUCGUUGUUUUUAAUGAACUGUGUGAAGUUGGUGAUUCAUGCAAAUAUUGCAAUA
Messenger RNA from Doryrhamphus excisus (bluestripe pipefish), 4883 nucleotides. NCBI's taxonomy places the organism in Eukaryota, Metazoa, Chordata, Actinopteri, Syngnathiformes, Syngnathidae. The record is from RefSeq and is a predicted model, not a curated record.